Messenger RNA from Pecten maximus, 2528 nucleotides. Its product is annotated as HCLS1-associated protein X-1-like. Bases 174 to 1094 code for a protein of 306 amino acids. The record is from RefSeq and is a predicted model, not a curated record. The transcript has 8 exons. Gene Ontology annotation, cellular component: apical plasma membrane; sarcoplasmic reticulum; clathrin-coated vesicle. Gene Ontology annotation, biological process: regulation of actin filament polymerization; negative regulation of apoptotic process. NCBI's taxonomy places the organism in Eukaryota, Metazoa, Mollusca, Bivalvia, Pectinida, Pectinidae.
GAACCGGAUACGUAAAUGAGGUGCGUUCGAUCGCAAAGAACCGUUAGACAUUGACCCAGCUGUGCCUGUAUGCUGGAUCUGACGAAAUUUUCAUCUGGGUGGAAUAUUGUUACAGUAGAUUCUAGUUGCGUCAUAAGACAAUAUAUUAUUUCGGAGACAUACUGAGCACAGUUAUGGGUGACAUAAACGACUUUUUUCGUUCAGUGUUCGGAUUGGGCAGUCAACGGCCACCAGAGGGGCAUCACCCACGGGAAGGGACAUUUAUCAUUGACACUGAGGAUGAUGAAGAUGAAGUACCCUGGGGUGAUAUACGAUCUGGACAUUUUUUUGGUGGGAACAUAUUCUCACAAUUUCAACGAGACAUGGAACAGAUGCAACAAGAAAUGGCUGAUAUGUUUCAAGGUUUAGAAAUAGGAUUUUCUUCAGAAUACCCAAGAAACCCACAGCUACCAUCCAAUCCACGAGAUGACAUGCUGAAAAAGCCUGAUUCCACUCCAGAAGACAGUCGCCAAGAUAGAGUUCAACCUGAUAUUGGGCAAAGAAGAAUGGGUCCUGGCUUUCCUCAACCACCAUCAUUUUUUGGAGGUAUUUUCUCUCUACCUAGACAAGGUUUACCAGGACCAGCAGAGCAGAAUGACAAUGAGCUUGCUCCAAAUGCCCCUGACGCUGGUCGCUAUGGUGAUCCCGGAAUGCCGCACAUAAGAUCCUUCUCCAGUGGUAGAAGUGUGUCUGUAAGCACUUCGAUUGGACCCAAUGGGCAGAUUGAGGAGAGAAGAACAGUAAGGGACUCACAAGGGGGUGAGGAGGUUACAGUUACACGGAAACAAGGCAGUCAGGCACAUUCUAUUACCACAAAGACAGACAAAAAUGGUGUACAGGAAAAAAUAGAAAACUUCACCAACAUGAAUGAAAAUGAUCUAUCAGACUUUAACUAUAAAUGGAGUAAUAAAACUGAACAAAGUACUUAUUCAGCACCUUCACAGCCAAAUUCUCUACUGAAGAGCCAACCACAGCCAUACGAUAGUGAUAAAGACACUGUAUUGACCGCCAGACUGAAACGUUUUUUUGAAUGGCUGAAACCUAAAGUGGAAUGAAAGAAUUGUAUUUAUGGCUGAAACCUAAAGUGGAAUGAAACGAUUGUAUUUAUGGCUGAAACCUAAAGUGGAAUGAAAUAAUUGUGUGUAUGCAGGCUGAAACCAUAAGUGGAAAGGCAUGGAUCUGUGUGUGGCUGAAAGAAGACUUUGAAAGACAUUGAUAUUGUUAACUACUAAUGAGGAAAUGCUCUCACAGUGAUGAAACUCCAUUUUGUGACUUAUUGAGCAUUUUACUUCAACAUUGUGUGCUCUCAGUCAAGCUAUAUAGACAAGAUAUUGUGUGCAGCAAAUCCAUGUGAACAUUAAUAAUAUAUUGCCUGUGAUUUAUUUAACUUUUAUGGUGAUCUUUUUAAGAUGGAAGUGCUUUAAGGAGGUUUGAAAAAUAAUUUUAUAAAAGAUAUAAUGUAAUAUAAUUGUCUGUUAGUGUGAGUUUGUUUUUGUAGGUUUUCUACAAUUACUACAUUUAAUAAAUGUAAUAGAUACAUACAUGUAUGUAGAGAAUUCUGUACAGAAAACAAGGUCUGUUAGACAUGGGUGUUAUCACUCUACAGAAAACAAGGUCUGUUAGACAAGGGUGAUAUCACUGUACAGAAAACAAGGUCUGUUAGACACGGCCGAUAUAACUCUACAGAAAACAAGGUCUGUUAGACAAGGGUGAUAUCACUCUACAGAAAACAAGGUCUUUUAGACAAGGGUGAUAUCACUGUACAGAAAACAAGGUAUGUUAGACACGGGUGAUAUCACUGUACAGAAAACAAGGUCUGUUAGACAAGGGUGAUAUCACUCUACAGAAAACAAGGUCUGUUAGGCAAGGGUGAUAUUACUCUACAGAAAACAAGGUCUGUUAGACAAGGGUGAUAUCACUCUACAGAAAACAAGGUCUUUUAGACAAGGGUGAUAUCACUGUACAGAAAACAAGGUAUGUUAGACACGGGUGAUAUCACUGUACAGAAAACAAGGUCUGUUAGACACGGGUGAUAUCACUCUGUACAGAAAACAAGAUAUGUUAGACAAGGAUGAUAUCACUCUACAGAAAACAAGGUCUUUUAGACAUGGGCGAUGUCACUCUACAGAAAACAAGGUCUGUUAGACAAGGGUGAUAUCACUGUACAGAAAACAAGGUCUGUUAGACACGGGUGAUAUCACUCUGUACAGAAAACAAGGUAUGUUAGACAAGGGUGAUAUCACUCUACAGAAAACAAGGUCUGUUAGACAUGGGUGAUAUCACUCUACAGAAAACAAGGUCUGUUAGACACGGGUGAUAUCACUCUGUACAGAAAACAAUAUCUGUUGGACAUGGGUGAUAUCACUGUACAGAAAACAAGGUCUGUUGGACAUGGGUGAUAACACUGUACAUAAAAAAGGUCUGUUAGAAAUGGUGAUAUCACUGUAAAGAAAACAAAGUUUGUUAGACACCGGUGAUAUCACUCUACA